Salvelinus fontinalis (brook trout) is the source of this 1195-nucleotide messenger RNA. RefSeq names its product biorientation of chromosomes in cell division protein 1-like. The record is from RefSeq and is a predicted model, not a curated record. NCBI's taxonomy places the organism in Eukaryota, Metazoa, Chordata, Actinopteri, Salmoniformes, Salmonidae. Bases 142 to 606 code for a protein of 154 amino acids. The transcript has 4 exons.
ACACUUCCAAAUCAUUCUUCCACAUAACUAGCUAGUUUGUAGUUUUAGACCCACGAGCAGUUAUUUUGUGUCGUUUCCUCAAUUGAUAUCAUUAGUGUUACACUGGUUUAUGAACAACGCUGAAAUUAAACAAACAUCGGAAUGGCGGAGGGUGCCAGCGGUAACGCGGUGAAUCUUCCUCCCGGAGAUCCUCAGCUAAUCGGUCUCAUCGUGGAACAUCUCAAGAACCGAGGCUUGUUCGACGAAUUCCGCAGAGAUUGCCUGGCAGAUGUGGAUACAAAGCCUGCCUACCAGAAUCUGCGACAAAAAGUUGACAACUUUGUAUCCACUCAUUUGAGCACUCAAGAAUGGAACCCAUCAAUCAACAAAAAUCAAGUGCGAAAUGGGCUAAGACAAAGCGUCGUGCAGUCAGGCAUGCUGGAGUCUGGAGUGGACAGAAUCAUCACCCAGGUGGUGGAUCCCAAAUUGAACCACACUUUCAGGCCCCACAUUGAGGAUGCCAUUCAUGACUUCCUGUCUGCUGAGAAGGAGGAGGGUCCAUCCAACAGUCAAUCAGAGACUGAGCAACAAGAUGCUCCAAGCCACACUGGACCCAAAACGCCAUGAGGUACAGAGAAACGUUUUCUGCUGAAGGUAGACAUCUUCUAGCGCUCCAUCCGGCUGGAUGUACAAGGACCUACUGUCUCGUAAUCAUGGAGCAAGAGGUUUGCACAACUCUUAGUCUUUCUUCAUGUGGAGAAACCAAGCCGUGGAUGUUAGCUGUCAAUGCUAACAGCUACCAAAUAAUGCCCAUGACAAGUCAAAGGGGUGCAAAUGACACUAUGGUAUUGCACCCUCAAACUCAACUCUGGACCUCGAAGCCAGUUCCGCUGCAUUUUUUCAUUAUUCCCUUCUAAUCAGGGACUGAUUUUGACCUGAGACACCAGGUUGUGUACAAUUCAUUAUCAGGUAGAAGAAAACCUGCAGGCAACGGACCUCGUAGGCUAAGAGUUGAGUACCCCAGGUAUAGCACAUGGAAUUUUGUUUGUGGUUAUUGAAUUAAAGAGACUGGUAACUUUUUUUUCUUUUUUUUUUCUUAAGAGCAGGAAGUAGCCAUUGUAAUGUUGGCUUACAGAUUUUGUUCCUCAGUUUGACACUUAUUGGUGAAUAUUGUAAAUGUCAUUCACCAAUAAAUUAAUGAUUUGGUAGAAAUGUG